UUUGCAAUCCCUACCUACAGGCUACAAGGAACCAUUUUUUUUCCUUCCAAAUUUCAAAAUUGUAGUAAUAUUUUCUCGCAUUUUCCCACGAAAAUAGUGUGCUGGUGGCGUCCAUGGCGACGGCGUGGUUGUUGUUUGAAAAGCUGCAACUGGAAGAUCCAUGGCUUCCUCCAAAGCCUUGGGAAUCAAUAUCCUCUGAGAGCCCAUCUUUUCAGCAUCAAUCGUCUUCUUCUGUUUCUCUUUACAACACCUCUACUCUAUCCGAGACCAGUUUGGUGAGGCUUGCAAUGAAUGCUCUGCAAGGUGUAAAUUCAGCUCUCAUUAGUAUUGACAAGCUAUCUGCAGCAUUUUGUUCUCAUCCUGCUGACAGAACCUUCCAUCAAAUCCCAAGUUUGUGGAACUGGUCUUUGAGCACUUAUGCUUUGGGAAACAUCCUCAGAUCCAUAGGCUGCUCUGGUUCUGUCGUUUUCCUUCUCCGUAAAUUUGUGGAUUAUUUUCUGUGUACGGAUUUGAAUUUGGAUGGAAAUUUGAAAAAGCUACUAGAGAUUCAAAAUUGUGGUGAAAGUGAAGUGGAGGGGCAUCCUCAUUACAGUCUUGUAAAUCAGGCGUUUGCUGUUGCUGUGGAGAAGGUUCUCGAAGGAUACAUGGGGGCACUGGACACACUCUAUGCAUCAAUCAGUUUUAGGCGCUUGUCAAAGAGUGUUGAUAUGCCCUUUAGAAUGGGAAGUCUCACGAGUGUGGUGCAUUCUGAACUUACAUUGUUGGAAGUUUACUUGCACACAAAAGAAUUGAGAACUCAGAUACAAGCUCUCGGAAAUGUUUGCAACCUACCAAAUAUAGCUCCUUGCUCUUUGGAAUCAACUUUUGAAGAUAUUAUUUCUAAAGCAAGCUUGGAAUUUUGUAAUUUCCCUAGAGGAGGGAAUUUGCUUACUUAUUUGUAUACACAACUACAGGUUGCUGAUCCAGUUCAUCAUGUGCUUCUUAAGUAUCUCUUUCUUCAGUCGUGUGAACCAUAUUGUGGAUUUAUUAGAUCAUGGAUUUACAAAGCUGAGAUAAGUGAUCCUUACAGGGAGUUUAUUAUAGAGUAUGCUGAUGAUCAACCACCUUUUACACAUGGUAAAGCUGGCGUCUCUGUUGAUUUCUCAUCAGCAAGAAUUAGGGAGCAAGACGGAGUUGCUGUUCCAUGUUUUCUAAAAGACUUAUUGGUUCCCCUUUUCAGAGCUGGUCAGCAACUUCAAGUACUAAAGAAAUUGCUUGAAAUAUGUAAUUAUGUUGCCACUGAUGACCAUACAUAUGAGGAUAUCCUUCCUUGCUGGAGGGGUUUUUCAAGUAAUCAUCCAUCUUGUGCCUCCCUACUGACUUUUAACAAAGGAAACAUUGAAGCUAUGGUACUUGCAAGGAACCAUUUUUAUGAGAGGAUGCAGCAGAAACUUGAAAAUCUUUCAACAAAAUUGGAAACCAGAUAUCGACAGGUAGUUCCAGCUGCCACUGCAUCUGUUUUUCUUGAUAACAAUCCAGGGGGCCUAAAUAUCCCACUUUCAUUUACAUUGGAAGACACCUUGGUUUCCCCUUGUUCUGCCGAAAGAAGAGACUCAAAUGGGCCUGUUGGUACUGCAGAUUCCGAGGCCUGUAGCACAACAGAUGAGUUUUCUUCUGUGAUGGAUGCAUUGGAAUCAUCUGAAUCUGCAUCUUUAAAUAGUUCUGAAGAGCAAAAUGAUUUUGAGCUUCCUAAGAGUUUGGUUGGGCUUGAACAAAAGUAUUUGUCUGCUCUAUGCUUCGUCUCCCCAAGUAUCUCCAUUAAUAAUUCAUUGCAAAAGCCUCCUCAAAGUGAAAAGUUGUACUCUACGGAAAAUAAAUUGCAUGAAAUUUGUAAAAGUGCAGAUUCCAGUGAGCAUUUUGAGUAUUCUCAUCAUAAUGGAGCAAUUUCGAGCCACAUUCCUGUGCAUUUUGAAUCGGAAGAAUCAAAUUGGUCAUGGAUGUCUGAGGAUCAAUAUGCAGGUAAUCAGCAUGGCUCAAGCUGGCCACUUGGUGGCCUUCUGAAAAAUCCCUUCAAUGACAUAAACAAGACAAAUUUACCUUCAUCUGAAUGUGGCAUUAAGAUGAGCAAUAGAAAUGUGGGUGUCUUGAAGGAAGAAGAUAUAUCACAUUUUGGUAAAAAGAUUGAUACUUACAACUCUUUAGCUGUGAAAGCCAAUGACAAGGAUCAACAUGAAAAUCGAACUUAUGCUUCACCAAAUUCUUUUAAUUCACAAUCAUGGAACCUUAAAUACCAUUGCAAUAUUCUUAGUAUGAACCCAAUGUUGACAAAAAGUGGUUUCCUUCACACAAUGAGCAAUCCAGGAGGGAGGCACAGCUCAGACCAUGGAGAGUCUUUUCCUUUCCUUGACUUUUCGUAUGUAGAAGAUCCUCUUAAGUUAUGUGUGGAAAAGUUAAAUGUUAGUUCUGGACAUGGAUUUGGAUUUGGAGCAGGAGCUGAGAGUCCAUCGUUUACAGAUUCUGAUGCUUCUGCUAUAAGCGAUAUGAGAAAUUACCAUGAUAAAAAAGACUACAAUGGAGAUGAUACCUCAAUCGAUAACACCAAAUCAUAUAUUUGUUCAUCUUUGGACGUAAAUCAAUGCAACCAAGAGGAUGUUGUUUCAGCAAAUGUUUCAGGAGGGAGUAGUUGGGAGACUUUGCUCGCAAGUUCUGGGAAUGCGGUCAAUAAUAGUGUUGGACAGCAUACACUGAGUUUGGGAGGUGUGUUUGAGAUGCCACUUGAAUUCAUCAUCAACAAGUGCCUGUUGCCUGAAAUCUUGCUUCAAUAUAAGUAUGUGAGCAAAUUAACUAUUAAGUUGCUAGAAGAAGGAUUUGAUUUGCAAGAACAUUUUCUGGCAUUGCGGCGGUACCAUUUUAUGGAAUUAGCAGACUGGGCUGAUUUGUUCAUCAUGUCGCUUUGGAAUCAUAGAUGGAAUGUUACAGAGGCAGACCAGAGAUUAUCAGAAAUUCAAGGGCUCCUUGAAUUGUCUCUCCAGAGGUCUUCAUGUGAAAGAGACCUUAAAAAGGAUAAGUUAUUUGUGUACAUGAAAGGGCAUGCCAUGGCGCCUCUUUCGACUUUUUCCACUGGAGUGCAUUCCUUCAGCUUUUUAGGUUUGGGUUACAGAGUGGAUUGGCCAAUCAGCAUCAUUUUGACCCCAGGAGCAUUGAAAAUAUAUGCUGAUAUAUUCAGUUUCCUGAUACAAGUAAAGCUUGCUGCAUUUUCGUUAACUGAUGUAUGGUGUUCAUUAAAGGAUUUAAUGCAUUUAGUUAGUCAGAAUCGGCAUUCUAGCCUACAUGGACAGAAAAUUCAACAUUUGCAUAUCCUAAUAAAAACGAGGCACCAGGUUAAUCAUUUUGUUUCUACAUUACAGCAAUAUGUGCAGUCACACUUAUCACAUGUAUCCUGGUGCAGGUUUCUUCAAUCCCUUAACCAUAAGGUCAAAGACAUGAUGGAUCUUGAGUCGGUUCAUAUGACAUAUCUAAUGGAUUCACUACAUGUAUGCUUCCUCUCUGAUGCAACACGAUCAGUAGCUACUGUCAUUGAGAGCAUAUUGCAAUGUGCAGUAGACUUCCGGUUUUGUCUUACUGGUUGCACUUGGGAGGUUAAACAGGAUCAAGGAGAUGUGUUCAGUAAACUUUCUCAGAUCAACAUAACACAGGUGCUUGCUAUAAAAAGAGCAUUUGAUAAAAAUCUGAAAGAAUUGUAUCUAUGUUAUCUCAAAUCCCCUAAACAUGGUGAGUUUGGUCUUUCUCGUUUCUGGGGAUAUCUCAAUUACAAUGAGUAUUACUCAGAUGCUAAUGAAAUAGGAAAAUGGUGGUGAGUAGGGUUUUCUCAAAAUCAUGUAACCUGAAUGUCUUCAUCUUUUGUUGGUGUUCUCAUUUGAGCCUUGGUAGGCCUAUUAUCUUCAAUAUUCUCUAGUUUUUCGAGGGGUGAUGCUAAACUAUGACAUGGUGCCAGGGUAGUGAUCCCAUGUUUUUGGAUGUUGAACCAGGGGUGAGAAUUGUAUAUUGUGAUUCCUUGUUUUAGGAAAUGUGAAAAGAAAGAAGUUUCACUUGUGUUGUUGAA
This is a messenger RNA of Vitis vinifera (wine grape), 4081 nucleotides long. RefSeq lists its product as uncharacterized. Gene Ontology annotation, biological process: cytoplasmic microtubule organization; spindle assembly; microtubule nucleation. The transcript has 15 exons. Bases 114 to 3836 code for a protein of 1240 amino acids. The record is from RefSeq and is a predicted model, not a curated record. Gene Ontology annotation, molecular function: gamma-tubulin binding; microtubule minus-end binding. NCBI's taxonomy places the organism in Eukaryota, Viridiplantae, Streptophyta, Magnoliopsida, Vitales, Vitaceae. Gene Ontology annotation, cellular component: equatorial microtubule organizing center; spindle pole; gamma-tubulin complex.